Sinocyclocheilus anshuiensis is the source of this 6088-nucleotide messenger RNA. RefSeq names its product UDP-glucose:glycoprotein glucosyltransferase 1-like. Bases 13 to 4548 code for a protein of 1511 amino acids. Gene Ontology annotation, cellular component: endoplasmic reticulum. Lineage: Eukaryota; Metazoa; Chordata; Actinopteri; Cypriniformes; Cyprinidae. Gene Ontology annotation, molecular function: UDP-glucose:glycoprotein glucosyltransferase activity. The transcript is spliced from 40 exons. Gene Ontology annotation, biological process: ERAD pathway. The record is from RefSeq and is a predicted model, not a curated record.
UACCGUCCAAACAUGGCAACCCACGAAGCAGACUUAGAAGCCGGUGCUGGCUUUUGUGGGAAAAUGUGGAUGUUGUGUGCUGCACUGCUGGCUCUGGGCUCUGUCCAAUGUUUCAGUAGGGACUCAAAAGCUGUCACAACAACACUGACCACUAAAUGGCCCUCUACACCACUCCUGCUAGAGGCCAGUGAGUUCCUUGCUGAAGAGAGUCAGGACAAAUUCUGGGACUUUGUGGAAGCCAAUCAAAAUAUUGAAAGUGACCGUGAUGACACGGAUCUAGCAUACUACGAUCUGAUCCUGAAGAGAGCCAGUGUGCUGCUGAGCCCAGUCCAGCUAAACCUGCUGAAGUUGGCUUUGUCUCUGAGGGCCUACUCAUCCACCGUCCAUUCCUUCCAGCAGAUCGCCUCUAAUGAGCCUCCUCCACCUGGCUGUAAAGCGUUCUUCAAUAUACAUGGACAGACGUCUUGUGAUACAGAAAGACUUAAAGUCAUGCUGGAUAAUGCAGUAGAACGGCCCAAGCCUUACCUGUUCAAAGGCGAUCACAAAUUCCCCUCAGCCAAUCCCGAUGCACCGGUUGUGAUUCUUUAUGCCGAGCUGGGCACCAAAGAAUUCACCAGAUUCCAUCAGCUGAUGCUGGCCAAAGCCAACAAAGACUUGAUCACUUACGUUUUACGCCACUUUCUGUCUAACCCCAGCAAAGGUAGAGUGCACCUGUCUGGAUAUGGAGUGGAACUGGCCAUCAAAAACCAAGAGUACAAAGCCAAAGAUGACACACAAGUUCAAGCUGGAGCUGAUGUGAAUGCCACUGUAAUAGGUGAAAACGAUCCUGUGGAUGAAGUCCAGGGCUUUCUAUUUGGCAAACUCAAGACCAUUUAUCCUGAACUUAAGGAACAGCUGAAGGAGCUCCGGAAGCAUUUGAUUGAGAGCACCAAUGAGAUGGCCCCACUUAAAGUCUGGCAGAUGCAAGAUCUCAGCUUUCAGACUGCCGCCCGUAUCCUGGCAGCUCCCUCUGUGGACGCUCUCAAUGUCAUGAGGGAUUUGAGCCAGAACUUCCCAACCAAAGCCAGGUCCAUAACAAAAACGGUUGUUAAUUCAGAGAUCCGGAAGGAGAUUGAGGAAAAUCAAAAGCAUUUUAAAGGGACAUUAGGUCUCCAGCCAGGGGACUCAGCUCUGUUUAUCAAUGGACUCCAUAUUGACCUGGAUGUGCAGGAUAUUUUCAGCGUUUUUGACGUGUUGAGGAAUGAGGCAAGGGUCAUGGAGGGUCUGCGUAGUCUGCUUAUAGACACACCCUACAUCCACGACAUCCUCAAACUUAAUGUUCAGCCUUCAGACUCUGACUAUGCAGUGGACAUCCGCAACCCUGCUGUUAACUGGAUGAAUAACCUGGAGACAGAUGGCCGAUACGCAUCCUGGCCCUCUAAUGUGCAGGAGCUGCUGCGGCCCACCUUUCCAGGAGUCAUUCGACAGAUCCGGAAAAACUUUCAUAAUCUGGUGAUGAUUCUGGAUCCAACCCAUGAGAACAUGGCAGAGCUGAUCAGCGUGGCUGAGAUGUUUUACAGCAACAACAUCCCACUCAGGAGCCAUGGUGCUCCUGCAGGAAAGCAGGUUCAAAUCUGGUCAGUGUCUUGUGCCAUUCUCACCCCUUCAUUUAACUUUUUCAGCAUCUCUCAAGGUGUGUUGGAGAAGAGAUAUCCCUAUGUAGAGAUCAGCAGCAUCCUGGGGCCUGACUCUGCCUACGACAACAACAGAAAAGAGGGAAAGGCAUAUUAUGAGCAGACUGGUGUUGGCCCAUUGCCUGUGGUGUUGUAUAAUGGAAUGCCUUUACAACGUGAGCAGUUAGACCCAGAUGAACUUGAGACAGUCGUCAUGCACAAGAUCCUAGAGACCACCAGUUUUUUUCAGCGCACAGUCUACCUGGGUGAACUGAACAGUGACCAUGAUGUAGUGGAUUUUAUCAUGAAUCAGCCCAAUGUGGUCCCACGAAUCAAUUCCAGAGUCCUGAGCACCAACAGGAAUUAUCUGGACCUUUCUGCCACCAACAAUCAUUUUAUCGACGAAUAUGCACGUUUCCUCUUUCUGGACACCAAAGACAAGAAUGCAGCGGUGGCCAACAGCUUCAAUUACAUGACAAAGAAAGAUGAUGGCAUCAUCCGUCCAGUGACUUUCUGGGUAGUGGGAGACUUUGACCAGCCCUCGGGACGACAGCUGCUGUACGAUGCUAUACGUCACAUGAAAACCAGUAAUAAUGUACGAUUAGGAGUGAUCAAUAAUCCCAGCGAGAACACAUCUAAUGAGAAGAGCCUAAUUGCUCGAGCCAUAUGGGCAGCCAUGCAGACCCAAACCGCCAACAAUGCCAAAAACUUCAUCACCAAAAUGGCUAAAGAAGAGACGGCACAGGCUCUUUACGGAGGGAGUGACAUUGCAGAGUUUGCUGUCGGGGGCAUGGAUGUUCCUCUGUUUAAGAGUGCAUAUGAGUCCCCUAAUGUGAACUUCCUGUUGGCUCACUCUGCCUACUGUCGGGAUGUCCUCAAACUGCAGAAGGGCCAGAGAGCUGUGAUCAGUAAUGGAAGAAUCAUUGGUCCAUUGGAAGAAGGGGAGGUCUUCAACCAGGAUGAUUUCCUGCUUCUGGAAAGCAUUAUCCUAAAGACAUCAGGGGAGCGUAUUAAGGCCAAAAUUCAACAGCUGGGCAUGGUAGAGGACAGAGCUAGUGAUCUGGUGAUGAAGGUGGACGCCCUGCUGUCCUCCCAACCCAAAGGUGAGGCAAGGAUCGAGCACACUUUUGCAGAAGACAGAUACAGCGCUGUAAAGAUCAGACCAAAGGAAGAGGAAGUGUACUUCGAUGUUGUAGCUGUUGUGGAUCCAGUGACCAGAGAUGCUCAGAAACUGGCACCCCUCCUUUUGGUGUUAAAGCAGCUGGUCAACGUCAACCUGCGAGUGUUCAUGAACUGCCAGUCCAAGCUCUCUGACCUCCCACUGAAAAGUUUUUAUCGAUAUGUUUUGGAGCCGGAGGUUUCAUUUAUGGCAGAUAGCAGCUUUGCUCCUGGUCCGAUGGCUAAAUUCUUGGAUAUGCCACAGUCGCUGUUGUUUACCCUCAACCUCAACACCCCCGAGAGCUGGAUGGUUGAGUCUGUCCACACACGCUAUGAUCUAGAUAACAUCUACCUUGAAGAGGUUGACAGUGUCGUGGCCGCUGAGUACGAGUUGGAAUAUUUAUUACUGGAGGGUCAUUGUUUUGACGUAACGACAGGUCAGCCGCCCCGUGGGCUGCAGUUCACUCUGGGCUCUGCCUCCGACCCUGUCAUAGUCGACACCAUCGUCAUGGCCAACCUGGGCUAUUUCCAACUAAAAGCAAACCCAGGAGCUUGGAUUCUCAGACUGCGGAAAGGCAGGUCGGAUGAUAUCUACAAAAUCUACAGUCACGAUGGCACAGACUCUCCAGCUGAAGCUGAUGAUUUAAUCGUCGUCCUCAACAACUUCAAGAGCAAGAUCAUUAAAGUGAAAGUGCAGAAAAAGCCUGAUAUGAUGAAAGAGGAACUUCUUAGUGAUGAUACCCAUGAGAACGACUCUGGAUUCUGGACAUCUAUAACCAGAGGACUUACUGGUGGUUCAAAGCCAGAAGAACCCAAACAGGAGAAAGAUGAUGUCAUUAACAUUUUUUCUGUGGCCUCUGGUCACCUGUAUGAGCGGUUCCUCAGGAUAAUGAUGCUGUCUGUGCUCAAACACACCAAGACACCCGUCAAGUUCUGGUUCCUCAAAAACUACCUGUCUCCUACUUUUAAGGAGUUUAUUCCAUAUAUGGCAGAGAAGUAUGGUUUCCAGUAUGAGUUGGUACAGUAUAAAUGGCCUCGCUGGCUCCACCAGCAGACAGAAAAGCAAAGGAUCAUCUGGGGAUAUAAAAUCCUGUUCCUAGAUGUGCUCUUCCCGCUGGCUGUGGACAAGAUCCUCUUUGUAGAUGCGGAUCAGAUAGUUCGCACAGACCUGAAGGAGCUGCGGGACUUUGAUCUGGAGGGAGCGCCAUACGGUUACACGCCUUUCUGUGAGAGCCGAAGAGAGAUGGAUGGAUACCGUUUCUGGAAGUCUGGCUACUGGGCCAGUCACUUGGCGGGACGGAAAUAUCACAUCAGUGCUCUAUAUGUGGUCGAUUUGAAGAAGUUCAGGAAGAUCGCAGCUGGAGACAGACUGAGAGGCCAGUACCAAGGUCUGAGUCAGGACCCCAACAGCCUGUCCAACCUGGACCAGGAUCUGCCCAACAACAUGAUCCACCAGGUGCCAAUAAAGUCACUUCCUCAGGAGUGGCUUUGGUGUGAGACCUGGUGUGAUGAUGCAUCUAAAAAGAAAGCCAAGACUAUAGAUCUGUGCAAUAAUCCACAGACAAAAGAGCCCAAGCUGCAGGCUGCUGUACGUAUAGUAGCCGAGUGGAGCGACUAUGACCAGGAGAUAAAGAGAAUCUACAACAAUUUCCUGGAGGAGAAAGAGAGAGGCACCACAGACAGCUAUCAGCAAACAGACAAAAAACACCCAGGUGGUGACACACACUCAGAGCUUUGAGCUGAGGCUCUGCGACUGAAGAACAGGGGACUCUGUUCAAAGAGUCAUCUUUUCUUCACCCUUUUUAAACCAAGCCUAUCCUCCAGGAAUGGGUUGACAUUCGUGCUGAACUUGACUUGAACAGAAUUAAUGCAAAAUUCCCUCUUUUUUUUAUCUGAAUGCUUGUGGACGUGUUGGGGUUCUGGGUAAACGACACGAGCAGAGGACAUCUCCUCUAUCCAGCCACUUCUGAUAUAUAACCCCCUACAACACUCUGGGCCUUACAUAUGCCAUAAACAAAACCAGUUCCACUAGAGCAAAACAUUUUUAAAAAACUAGCGCAGUCUCGACUGGUUGAGGUAGUACCAUAGGGAAUAACAUAAUUGAAUGAGAAACUGCAUGUGCGCAAUUUUAAUAUUAAAGCAGAUUUGAUAAAUGUCCCUCUUAGCUGUAACUCGCUCUCAUGAAAAUGAUUAUUAAAUCAUGAAACACGAGAUGCAGACUGUUCAUUUAAAAGCCACCCAUGGUGUUGAAAUGCCACGGCAGCAAAGUGAUGUCAUAAUAGUUCGACUUUAAAGCACAGAUCAUUUCCUGUGACACAUCACAGUUCAGUUAGAGGCUCCAUUUAAAAAUUCAGAUUCAUCUUUUGGUAAGCAAGCCAGCACUAGUCUGGUUUUGUGAUUCUGAAAGUGGUGUUUCCAUACAGCAGGGCAGUUUUACGAAAAUGUUAAAAUCACAUCACUCUUUAAAGAGCACUUAAAAAACCUUUUAACUCCGGAACAAGCUAUUCGGUCGAUUUAGUCACAGCUAAAGAAUUUUUUUCCGUUCCGCAGAAGGAAAUUUUAAUUUACUGAAAAAUCUCUGUGUGCAUUGAAAAGCUCCAGUAGUGUUGUCACAGCCUAAUGUUGGUUCUUGGUUACUCCACAUUAAAAUGAUUCAUAAUGGCAGUCAGUUAAUGAAACUCAGUCAAUGGUCCUUUUAGGCCUACAGGAUUAGAAUGAUGUCUUCAGAAGAUUACGAGGGGGGGAAAAACACCAACUUCCUUCAGAGAAGCUGCUAGCAGGUAAUUACAGGUUGUUGUUUAAAUUUACUUUUUGUUUGUUUUCUUUUAGUAUCACUGGAUUUCAAUAAGUCAUUGAUGUGGUUGCUUUGUCCAUUUCUGUGGUAAUGCUUUUAUAGGUAUGAGAAUGACCACUAAUUUCAAACAUUUGAUCAUAAACCAUGGGCUGGGGCUUUUUUUUUUUUUUUUGCAUUUAAGUAAUAUAGAUAUGUGCACACUUUUCAUCUCUGGUUAUUACCUGGAAAUAUUACAUGGAAAUCGCCAAUAGAUCCCAGAGUCUGUAUAAUGUCAGGUUUUAAAGUGAAAAGAAAAGCGGGGCUUGUACAGUGCCUCGUGCUUCGUUCUGUUUGAGAGGUACAUUACAGUGUCUUGUGGUUUAUCUACUGUUCUUUUAAUGAGUACACUUGAUAUGGGGAAAAAUGACUGAUUUAGUCAAUACUAUGAUGCUUUGGAAUUACUGUAAGAUUAAUUGUGGGAUGACAAUAUUUUGUAAUAAAAGAU